AUGCAUGGUAUCCAGUGUCACGGACAGGAAUCACAGAUCCGAGAUUGCAACAUCUCCAAUUCUUUGAAAUCGUCUGUGACAGACAGCGGGGGCGUAGGCAUCCUCUGUUCAGAACAUAUCCAGUUAAGGCUGUCAGAUGGAGGAACCCGUUGUGCUGGUCGAUUGGAAAUUUACUACAAAGGGACAUGGGGAUCAGUUUGUGAUGACUCCUGGGAUGUGAGAGACGCUGAAGUGGUUUGUAAACAACUGGAUUGUGGAGGUGCACUGGAAAGGGCCCUUCCUUCCUCCUGCGGGCCGGGCUCAGGGCCAGUUUGGUUGAAAGAUGUGAACUGUUCUGGAAACGAAUCAUUUCUCUGGGAAUGCCCUUCAGCACCAUUCGGUCAGCAAGACGACUGUUCUCAUAAAGAGGACGUAAGAAUAAUGUGCUCAGAUCACAAGGAGAUGCGGCUGGUGAAUGGAAAGCAUCGGUGUGAGGGAAGAGUGGAAGUGUUCUACAAUGAGGCCUGGGGAACGGUGUGCUCAGAAAGUCUGGACUUCCACGAUGGGGAAGUGAUUUGUAAACAGUUGCAGUGCGGUGCUCUCCAGGACAUUGAUUAUUACACUCAGCGAUUCGGAGCAGGAACGGGACCUAUUUGGCUCGAUGAAGUGGAGUGCCUGUCACACGAGCCAACCCUGUGGCAAUGUAAGAGAAAUCCGUGGGGUCAACACAACUGCGAACACAGGGAAGAUGCAGGUGUUAUUUGUUCAGGUAACACAGCAAAUCUCAAAUUUCCAUUGUCAUUUCAAAAACUGAUUUCCAAUGGAGUCAACAUGUUCCUCCUCUUCACAGAGACCAAUGCAACAAAGGAGCAGUCCCUCAAUUCAAAUUCUUGCCAUCAGCAAGCAGAUUCGCAACACAACGUGACCCUGGUUGGAGGAAGCAGCAACUGUUCUGGGAGAGUGGAGAUAAUGUGCGAUGAAGGUUGGGGCGCGUUGUGUGGCGAUUCCUGGGAUUUGACUGAGGCCAAUGUUGUCUGCAGACAGCUGGGAUGUGGCUUCGCUCUAUCAUCCCAAGGAGGGUCCGCUUAUUCCCAGGCGAAAGGCAUAAUCUGGCAGAAUGAUGUGAAGUGUAAGGGAAGUGAAUCCUCUCUGUCAGACUGUCUGUCCAUGGAACCAACGCAAAAGGAGUGUGAUCGCAAGGGAAUUGCCCAUGUGAUCUGUUCUGGACAGGCAAGGACAUCUAUUUCCAUACCUGGCAUCAUCUGCUUAGCGUUGGCAGUCCUGUUAAUCUGUGAUGUGAUCGCGCUGCUGGUCGUAAUGCAGAGAAAAUAUCAAAGGAAAGGCCGUUACACUGGUGGCUCAAGCCUUGGUUUGUAUCAAGGAAUUUAUGAAGAAAUUGCGGACAUUCCCCCUGUCAAGAAGACUUCUGAGAAACAUGGGUCAGCUCCAGUUCAGGGCCAUUACGAUGACAUUGAGACUGAAUCUCAGGAUGGUCAAUCACAAUUGGAAAGUAAUGCUGAUGAAUCCCUCGCACUGACAAAUGCUGACGAUGGUCUUUGUUCAGUCGGUAAAUGUUAGAGUCUAUUUCAGCAUGGGCUGUCCGGAGCCGAUAAUAUUGCAAGAAACCGUCCACUUACAUUUUUAACAAGCU
Messenger RNA from Hemiscyllium ocellatum (epaulette shark), 1630 nucleotides. RefSeq names its product antigen WC1.1-like. The transcript has 8 exons. The coding region runs from base 1 to 1557 and encodes 518 amino acids. Lineage: Eukaryota; Metazoa; Chordata; Chondrichthyes; Orectolobiformes; Hemiscylliidae. Gene Ontology annotation, cellular component: membrane. The record is from RefSeq and is a predicted model, not a curated record.